AUGGCCGCCACCAAACUCGAUGGCACCGCCAUCGCAAAGAGCAUUCGUGAGAAGCUGGCCAAGGACAUUGCCGCCAAGCAGCAGUCGAACCCCAGGUUCCAGCCCAGCCUCAAGAUCAUCCAAGUGGGCGAUCGCCCUGACUCCUCAACCUAUGUGCGCAUGAAGCUCAAGGCUGCCCAGGAGGCCAACAUACACUGCGAGCUCUUGCACUACCCGGAGACCAUCCCCGAGGCUGAGCUUCUGGCACACCUACACGUUCUCAACAACGAUGCCUCAGUAUUCGGCAUUCUCGUUCAGCUCCCGCUUCCCUCGCACAUCAACGAGUACACCGUCACCUCUGCCGUCGCCGACGAGAAGGACGUCGAUGGCUUUGGCACUGUCAACAUUGGUGAGCUGGCCAAGAAAGGUGGCAACCCGUACUUUGUGCCCUGCACGCCAAAGGGAGUCAUGGUUCUUUUGCAGGAGGCCGGCGUGGACCCCAAGGGCAAGAAUGCCGUGGUUCUUGGUCGGAGCGACAUUGUCGGAAGCCCGGUCAGCUAUCUGCUGAAGAACGCGGAUGCGACCGUGACUGUGUGCCACUCCAAAACCGAUAAUAUCGCCGAGAAGGUCAAGCAGGCUGAUAUUGUUGUUGCCGCCAUCGGCCAAGCUGGCUUCGUCAAAGGCGAGUGGCUCAAGCCUGGUGCUGUCGUCAUCGAUGUGGGUACAAACUUCGUCGACGACGCCACCAAGAAGUCUGGGAAGCGACUUGUCGGUGACGUUGAUUUCGAAUCUGCAAGCGAGGUUGCCUCUGUCAUCACCCCAGUUCCUGGCGGUGUUGGACCCAUGACCGUUGCUAUGCUCCUCCAAAAUGUUGUCGAUUCUACUACGGCUUAUUUCGACCGUCAGAAGAAGCGGGGCAUUGUACCCUUGCCUCUGGCUCUCCAGGACCCCGUCCCUUCCGAUAUCGACGUGUCGAGAUCCCAGACCCCCAAGCAGAUUACUCGCGUUGCCCAGGAAGUAGGCAUCGCACCCCACGAAUUGGAGCCCUAUGGGGCCUACAAGGCCAAGGUUGACCUUACACUGCUGAAGCGUCUUGAGCACCGCCGAAACGGUCGAUAUGUUGUGGUCACUGGCAUCACUCCUACGCCACUUGGUGAAGGCAAGUCGACGACGACGAUGGGUCUCGCACAGGCUCUCGGUGCUCAUCUGGGCCGCUUGACGUUUGCCAAUGUCCGGCAGCCCAGCCAGGGCCCAACUUUCGGUAUCAAGGGUGGUGCGGCUGGUGGUGGCUACAGCCAGGUCAUUCCUAUGGAUGAGUUCAACAUGCACUUGACUGGUGAUAUCCACGCAAUCUCUGCUGCCAAUAACCUCUUGGCUGCCGCCAUCGAGACUCGCAUGUUCCACGAGAGCACACAAAAGGACGGUCCUCUGUACAAGAGACUUGUGCCCGCCAAGAAUGGAAAGCGAACUUUUGCCCCGAUCUGGUUCAGGCGCCUCAAGAAGCUCGGCAUCGAUAAGACAAACCCUGACGACCUGACCGAGGACGAAAUCCACCGCUUCGCUCGCUUGGACAUUGACCCAGAGACCAUCACCUGGAGACGUGUUCUAGACGUGAACGACCGCCAUCUUCGCGGCAUCAACGUUGGCAUCGCCCCAACGGAGAAGGGUCAUACCCGUGAGACCGGCUUCGAUAUCUCUGUCGCCAGUGAGUGCAUGGCUAUCCUUGCCAUGAGCACAGACCUUUCCGAUAUGCGCGAGAGGUUGGGACGCAUGGUCGUGGCCAGCUCGAAAUCGGGUGAGCCGGUGACAUGUGACGACAUUGGUGCGGGAGGUGCUCUCACGGCGCUUAUGAAGGACGCCAUCAAACCGAACCUCAUGCAGACUCUGGAGGGUACCCCCGUAUUCGUCCAUGCCGGCCCUUUUGCCAAUAUCAGCAUUGGCAACAGCUCCAUUCUUGCCGACAAGAUGGCACUCAAGCUUGUUGGUACCGAGCCCGAUGAGGAUCACAGCGAAAAGGCUGGUUUCGCUGUCACUGAGGCUGGCUUCGACUUCACCAUGGGUGGUGAACGCUUCUUCAACAUCAAGUGCCGUGCCUCUGGUCUGGUCCCUGAUGUUGUGGUCAUCGUUGCUACUGUCCGAGCAUUGAAGGUGCACGGUGGCGGUCCGCCUAUCACACCCGGCGCUGCUUUGCACGCCGUCUACAAGGAGGAGAAUGUGGACAUCCUGCGUAAGGGCUGCGUCAACCUCAAGAAGCACGUUGAAAAUGCCAAGUCUUACGGCUGCCCCGUUGUCGUCGCUGUCAACAAAUUCUCGACCGACACCGACGCCGAGAUCGCUGUCAUUCGCGAAGAGGCUAUUGCCGCUGGUGCCGAGGAUGCGAUAUUGGCUAACCACUGGGCUGAGGGCGGAAAGGGUGCCGUCGAUCUUGCCAAGGGAGUCGCCGCCGCCGCAGAGAAGCCCAAGAACUUCAAGCUUUUGUAUGAGACUGAAGGCGGCUCGGUGCAGGAGCGUAUGGAGGCCAUUUGCAUGAAGAUGUAUGGUGCCUCAGCGGUUGAGUUCUCUGAAUUAGCCCAGAAGAAGGUCGACACGUACACAAGGCAGGGCUUCGCAAACCUCCCCAUCUGCGUCGCCAAGACGCAGUACUCGCUGUCCCACGACCCCGAGCUCAAGGGUGCCCCUACUGGGUUCACUGUGCCCAUCAGGGAUGUGCGGAUGGCCGCUGGUGCCGGAUACCUGUAUGCUCUGGCUGCUGAUAUCCAGACCAUCCCGGGUCUGCCCACGGCUCCAGGUUACAUCAACGUCGAUGUUGAUGUUGAGACUGGAGAAAUUCAGGGCCUUUUCUAA
Molecule: messenger RNA, 2823 nt
Organism: Microdochium trichocladiopsis
Lineage: Eukaryota; Fungi; Ascomycota; Sordariomycetes; Xylariales; Microdochiaceae
Product: formate--tetrahydrofolate ligase-domain-containing protein
Exons: 5
Coding region: 1-2823 (940 amino acids)
Biological process (GO): tetrahydrofolate interconversion
Cellular component (GO): cytosol
Molecular function (GO): ATP binding; methylenetetrahydrofolate dehydrogenase (NADP+) activity; methenyltetrahydrofolate cyclohydrolase activity
Source: RefSeq, a predicted model, not a curated record